GUCGCUCCUACGCUCAGCGCCGCGUCAGUACAUGCGGGCUCGCCGCGGCGUGCGAACCAUAUUUUUCCGGAGGUAUACAUCUUCAUAUCCCGUCCAGCGCACUUUACAUUUCUUACUCCUUCUCGUUAACUCGCGAUAACCGCGUUCCAAGUUUUCGAUAAGCUACUUGAAAAAAUUUAACGCGAAUUCUCAGCAACUUGUUCUCAAGAUUCAAAUCGGCGAUCAAAAAUCGAGAACCAUGCCAGCGGACGCCGAACUCAGCAACCUGCUCAACAGACGGCAAAGGAUCAACGACGAACUCGAGGAGGGUAAAGAGGUGAAGAAGCAAUACAAGUUUGUAAACGUUUACACCGAGUUCCAUGAGUUGUCGCGCCGCGAGAUCAAGCAAUACGAGCAGACUUUCAACAGAUUCGACGAUGGGCACGACGGCUACCUCGAUCUCUCCGAACUAAAGCGAAUGAUGGAAGUUUUGGGUGCACCGCAAACGCAUCUCGGACUUAAAGCGAUGAUCCAGGAGGUCGACGAGGAUGGCGACGGUCGUAUAUCUUUCCGUGAGUUUUUACUGAUCUAUCGUAAGGCGCGUGCCGGUGAGUUGGAACAGGAUUCUGGAUUGAGCCAGCUGGCCAGACUCACUGAAGUGGACGUUGAUGAAGUUGGUGUUACCGGAGCUAAAAACUUCUUCGAAGCUAAAAUCGAGCAGUUACGAAAGGCUUCAAAGUUUGAAGAUGAGAUUCGCAUGGAGCAAGAGGAGCGAAAACGAGAAGAGGAGGAAAAAGCGGCGAGGCGAGAGCAAUUCCGGCAAAAAGCCGCAAUCUUCGGCAAAUAAUCAAAAAAAAGAAAAUUAUGACAGAGCGAAAGUAGCAGACUUAUCGUUAGAAUGCAAAAACCGAUUGCCUUAGAUUGUUUAGAUUUAUUUCCGAUGCUUGAUAUCGAUGUCGUCAACGAACGGCUAUAUAAACCAUUUAAAUGCGCUUUAAAAAGCAACGUGAAAUUGCGAAUUUAUCGCAAUCUAUUAUUAAACGAAUACAAAUUGAGUAAUGUAAUCUCCGGUGCUAUUUAAUACACGAAAAACGAUCUUAUGCCAAUCGUCUCUAAUUUCGCAAAUAAACGAAUCAUUUCCGCAUGUCAAACGAUAUCGAAAUCUCAAUUCAGCAAAAUUUAGCGCUUUCUAUAUUUAAUUUGAAGACUGUGUGUGUGAUGUAUUUUUGCAAUACUGUGCUUUGAAUGUGACAAACGUUAAAGACCCGUAUCUUCAAAGCAAGAUGAACAAUAAUAACGAGAACAAUGAAUUGUUUUGAAUCAUCACACAAUUUUUGUAUAUUUAUUAUUUACACUACAGAUAAUUUGACGCUUUAGCAUUUACAAUACUAUAUUCGAAAUAUAUUAUUGUUAAGAGUAUUUAAUAACGUUCAUGUAAUCGUAUAUAUAUGUCAAUUUUGUUGAUAGAAAUCAGAGUUUUGGAAAACUAUUGAUAUCUAUCAUACUGCACACAUAUCUAUCCUAUAGACAUAUUUUAAAAACUGUUAAAAUUAUUAUUUUAUGAUAAAGAUUUGUAAAUCACAGAUAAUGUGCAAACUAUUUUUAAUAGCAGGUUAUUUUUAAUAGCAGUAAUUAACAAAACUAUUUUUAAUCUUACUUUUUUAAUAGCAGUUUUCAUGAUAAUAAUCAUAGUAUUGUUAUAAAAUAAUGAAUGAUGCUAAGUAAAGUUGUAGAGAAAAAGAUUAAUUAAUAAUUACAUAAAAUAUUUAAUAUACACACAAAUGUUAAAGCAAGUAGAAAGCAAAUUUCAAUAAAUUUUAAAAGUAUUAACAUUGGAUAACUUUUUAUCGCGAAUGUUAAAAGAUUAUCGAAGACGAGGUUAAAUUUUGAUUCUUAUUGAAUGAAAUGUACAUUAAAGACAAUAUUGACAUAUAUAAAAAUCGAUAUUGGAUUAUUCAAGAAAAUGGCCUUAAAGACUUUCGAGUUUUCGAUAACGUAAGAUUUGGCGCGCGCUUGUACUUUAAUUUUUAUUACGCGCAAUGGCCUUUUAUUUAUAUUUUCUAUUUUAAAUAGAAUUCUUUGUGACACAUGUUAAAUAACAUAUAUGAAAAUAUGUAUAUAGAAUAUAAAAAGAAAUAUGUAUGGUUGUAUAUCUGUCUGCGUGAAUGUUGUGUAUACCAAGCCAGAAAAACAUGUUUGUUUAAUUUUAAAUUGAGACAUUAAUAAAAAUUACAUGUAGAUAAUUACAAAAAUUUAAUGAACAGCAGAUUUAUUAUAAUUACGCCAAUUUAUAUUUCACUGAAAAAGAUUAUAGCAUAGAUACUUUUUAAAUUAUUGACUGAUAAAAAGAUGAGUUAUAUAUUUCAUCAUUAAAAAAAGUGUAAUGUUUAAAUAAUAGAAGUAAUAGAAGAUCUUUUAAAAAUUCGCCAAAAUUCUUAUUUCUUUAUUUCGAUGAACAUUACUUUGUAAUAAUAUUGUGCAGAUAUUUUUAUGGUCUUGACAGUAUAUUGUAUAUGUUUUUAUGAUACAAUGUCAUUUUUGGCGACAUUUAUCUGUACAUAAUAAUAUUAGAAAGCCUCGAACCUUUAUUGUAAGAAGUGUGUGUAAGCUAUAGAUUGUAAAUAAACUUAUUUUAUUGUGUCA
Messenger RNA from Formica exsecta, 2622 nucleotides. RefSeq names its product EF-hand domain-containing protein D2 homolog (gene Swip-1). NCBI's taxonomy places the organism in Eukaryota, Metazoa, Arthropoda, Insecta, Hymenoptera, Formicidae. The transcript is spliced from 4 exons. The record is from RefSeq and is a predicted model, not a curated record. The coding region runs from base 239 to 826 and encodes 195 amino acids. Gene Ontology annotation, molecular function: calcium ion binding.